This is a messenger RNA of Rana temporaria (common frog), 3927 nucleotides long. RefSeq names its product SH3 domain containing GRB2 like, endophilin B2 (gene SH3GLB2). The record is from RefSeq and is a predicted model, not a curated record. Lineage: Eukaryota; Metazoa; Chordata; Amphibia; Anura; Ranidae. The coding region runs from base 103 to 1302 and encodes 399 amino acids. The transcript is spliced from 13 exons. Gene Ontology annotation, cellular component: cytoplasm; membrane. Gene Ontology annotation, biological process: membrane organization. Gene Ontology annotation, molecular function: protein binding.
AUGGAUUGAGCUUCCCUGGCCUGUAGCAGUGGGUGGGAAGAUCUGGGAGUAGAGGCAGCUGAUGCAUAACACACAGGACAUUGGCAAGCUGCAGCUGACACCAUGGAUUUCAAUGUGAAGAAGCUAGCCUCUGAUGCCGGGAUAUUCUUCACCAGGGCAGUGCAGUUUACAGAGGAGAAGUUUGGUCAAGCUGAGAGGACUGAGCUAGAUGCUCACUUUGAGAACCUAUUGACAAGAGCUGACAGUACAAAGAACUGGACUGAGAAGAUACUGCGCCAGACAGAGGUUCUCUUGCAGCCCAAUCCUAGUGCACGGGUUGAAGAGUUCUUGUAUGAGAAGUUGGACAGAAAAAUCCCUUCUCGAGGGACCAAUGGGGAAUUGCUGGGCCAGUACAUGACAGAGGCUGCCAAUGACUUUGGACCAAGCUCCCCUUAUGGACAAACGCUCAUCAAGGUUGGAGAGACUCAGAAGCGUUUAGGAAUUGCUGAGAGAGACUUCAUUCACUCUUCUUCAAUCAAUUUCUUGACCCCUCUGCGCAAUUUCCUGGAGGGUGACUGGAGAACUAUUUCUAAGGAGAGAAGAAUCUUGCAGAACCGUCGUUUAGAUCUUGAUGCUUGCAAAGCACGACUUAAGAAGGCAAAAGCAGCAGAGGCCAAAGCCUCGCUCGAGGGGGAUGCUUUGCCUGACUUUCAGGAGACCCGUCCUCGUAAUUACGUACUGUCGGCCAGUGCGUCAGCGCUUUGGAGUGACGAGGUGGACAAGGCAGAACAUGAGUUGCGAGUGGCACAAACAGAGUUUGAUCGCCAAGCUGAAGUCACCAGACUGCUGCUGGAAGGAAUUAGCAGUACACAUGUCAACCACCUCCGCUGUUUGCAUGAGUUUGCAGAAGCCCAGGCUACAUAUUAUGCCCAAUGCUAUCAGUACAUGGUGGACCUGCAGAAACAGUUGGGCAGCUCAAAGGGUGAUGUAUUUCCAUCUACAUUUGUGGGCAAUGCAGAUGGCAUGUCGCCACCUCUCAGCACCUCACCACCAGCUGCCACUCUGCCGCUGCUCCAAGCUGUGAGUCCCAAUCCUGCAGACGGAACCCUAAACCCAUCAGAGGUGAAGCCACCUUCCAGUGGUACACGUAAAGCCAAGGUUCUGUAUGAUUACGAGGCAGCAGACAGCAGUGAGCUGGCGCUCAAGGCAGAUGAGUUAAUUACCGUUUAUAGCCUCCCUGGCAUGGACCCAGACUGGCUCAUUGGAGAACGAGGGAACAAGAAAGGAAAAGUACCAGUUACCUACCUGGAGCUCCUCAGCUAGACUAGAGUUUUACAGAUGUGCAGAAUCUCUCAACAAGCCAAUUGCUCCUAGGGGCCGACUCAUUGCUCCGAGGCUGCUGCUGCUUCAAAUCCCAGUUCAUCUGUCGUUGCAAGUUCCCUUUUUCACACACAGCCCUUCUUGUAACUGAUCAGCCUCCAGUUUUAAUGACUGAGCAGCACAGAUGUAAGUUAACUGCCUCACACUGUGCAUUACUAAACUUUAGUCUGCUGUUCAGGGAACUGUUCACCUUUCAUGACCAAACUGGCUUGUGCUAAAGUCCCAGAAGUCAAAUCUCCCAAAGCGCAUUUCCAAUGAGGCCGCAAGCCAAGAUGGCAGCAGCUUCCACAGUGCUGAGUCAUUGGUGGUUAAUGAGUCCCAACAUUUUGUUAUUUAGUCAGGGUGGAGUUCUGUACAUUUUAGUUCCUACUACUAUAAAAAAAAAUCUCUUUGUGGGGCAUGUUUGGUUUUCAGAAUUUUCUUCUAGUAUAAAAAGGAAAAAAAAUCACUUUAGCACCACUAUGCAGAGAGAAUGUAUCUGACGGGAAAUAUUCUGUGACUUUCUUAGUCCCUUUUAGAGCCAAGCCAUCUUUGUACACAUUCCUUUGUAUCAAUAGUUCCCCUCUGCCCCCCCCCCCCCCAGCUUUUUAUAGAGAUAACUGCCGACUGGAAUACAUAUUGUGUUCCUUUCAAAUAAGAUGUAUAUCCUGCAAACAAAAAGUAUAUAAUAGUCAAAAUGACUUCUGUACCUGGGUGCAGUCCUUGGAUACUCUUUAAUGAGGACAUGUCAAAUUGAAAAAGAGAUGAUGUUGGAAGAGUUAUGUCAUAUAUAUUUGAUAUACAUAGCUUGUUAUCUACCCCUUAUUGUUCAGGUAGGUUUACUCACCAUCUACCAUUAUGAAUGGGAAAUGGCGUCAUAUUUUUCUAGGAGUUAUGCUUUCUGUUUUUACUUCAUUACAGAAGAUUCUUAUAGGCUUUGAGGGAACUAGCGAAGCUUCCUGGGCCAUUCUAAUAAAUUGGCACGUGCCACAUUAACAAAGUUGCUGGACCUGAUUUAGAUCUCUCUGCACUACUCAGAUUGGAGCAGUUUCCAAUAUAGAAUGUGAUGUGAAGUGUUCGUGGGUAAGCUGGCAGACCGCUCUCUGCCUUUGCAGUGAACACAUUACAUAGAGAAAGCCCCUGGCUGUUACUCCCAGCAAAUGCAGGUUAACAGUCUUCAUCCUCCCUCUCAGCUGGGGGGGGGGGGCAAAUUAUGGUAGGCAUAGGGAGCUAGAGUAAGCGGCUGCUUAUGAUCGUCUGGCACAGAAAAACAAAACCGAUCACACCUAAACGACGACAGAGCUUGUCCCCUUCAUUCACAAGAGUAGUGCAGACUUUAUGCCUGUGCCACUCGUUCCUCAUUAUUUCCCCCCCUUUUGAUUUUUUUAAACAGUAAGACUUGGCCUUAAAAGAAAAGAAAAUCUAGUAUUUAUCUACUGUCUGUGUGGAUACUUUUCUAGUAUAAUGGAACAUUUUCUUCUAGCAAAAGUAAUUAAACUUUUUCUUACUGCCCUCUCUCUCUCUAUAUAUAUAUCAGACUUGCUGAAACUGUACCUUCCUGUGUGACAAACAUGGGGCAGUAUCUGUGCUGCAUGGAUAGUCUUGGCAAUAUGGACACUGCACUCUAAACUGAAUCAGUCAAUUGUCGUUCCUAUGAACAAAUAAAGCUAGGGCAGCUUAUGCCUCCGAAUAUUUGGGGUUAUAAAGAGUUUUUUUGGGAUAUUUUCUAUUUUUACCAUAGUCUGAAUGGACUAUAAAAAAAAUAUUUUCUCUAUAUUCCCCUUUACUUUAUUUGGUAUUUAGAGUGAACACAGCCUCACUGAGCUCAGUUAACACUCCCCUCCUUUAGUAAGGCAUCACCUCUACAUAUCAUUACUGGGAUGAAUAAAAACAGAAGACACACCUCAUCCUAGUGACCAGCCUACCUUUCCCCUCCCCGUAGCAUCCCUACAAAAUGACAGGUCCUCGUUAAAGUGCUCCUAAUCUCUGUUUUUUAAAUCUUAAGCAUACUAUAAUUUUCUUUCAAAGUUUAUAUCCUAUUAUAGGAACAAGGCUGUAUAGAUUGGAUUCUUUGGUCCAAUGACAUGUACUCUGCCUAUGAGGAACAGAAUGCAUUCAUUGAAAUAGUUUGUUUUUGAACAAAUCUUGUUGCCAGUAGCAACAAUAUUCAUCCUUUCAAUCUCCCAUACACCACAAGAAUGUCAGAAUCUUAUUGGAUCAUGUGAGUUGCAAGGACAGUUCUUUCCUCACACACUUGGUGAGAAGCCCCACUAUGAUCAGUUGAGUUCUAUUUUCUCAUCUUCCUACACUGGUCUCCAGCUCUGAAAGUGCUUUGUUACUGCAACACAAAAUGGCUACUGUACUGUCCCCUCCCCCUCCUCCCACUAGGGGCCGGACUCUCUCCAGCAAUUCUGGGUCUGCUGUUAUGUUCCCGACUUUUCUAACAAGGUGCAGGUAAACCAAAAGGCCCACUGCUUCACACAUAUGUAAUGAUUUUUCUUUUAUUCUUGUGUGUUAAUUUAUUGCCUGUCUGCAUUUUACUGUCUGUGUUUGAUUAGAUAUAUUAAUAAAUUAAGUCAUUCCUGCAUA